GUAUAAUCUGUUCAGAUUGUUUUGGAUUGCUUUCGUCUCUACGUCAACAAUGGCGGAUGAACUCGAAAAUUGUCGAAGUUGAAUCGGGUGAAUUGAAACAGUUUCCUCUUUCCGUUUCGGAGAAAUUUAAUAAGGUUUCUUGUCACAAUUCGAAUUGUCGAUAUAUAAAUUUCAAAAUACUGUUCCUCUCUGGGCGGGACCUAGUUAAAUUCUGAAAUUUAUUUUCGACAUUAUAUUGGAUUCUGACCCUGCCGCGCGACCCACACUAAAAUAAAGCUUAGAUGUCGGAGAAAUUCGAAAAUAUUUCACAGACUCGGGCUGUCCCUUCCUAAUUAUGGCUUGUCAGGGAAAUAUCUAAUUUUAUAUUGACUCGGACCGCUUAGGUUAUGCAUUAGUGAGGUGUUAAGCAAUCAGGGAAAACCUGUUAUGAAAAUGGCACGUAAAACUGACUUUUAAAACGAGACAUUUUAACAGUUUACGAGUUGGGUCCGAUUCUACGGAGAUUGACGCGAAGCCGGCUUGGCCGAAUUGACCGUUCUAUUUUUUAAAACGCCCCACUGGCGGAAAGUCGGCCUUUUCCCACUGUCCCAGGCCCAAAAACGUUUUCUUUUGUCAAAACAGUCCUAAACUUUAUCCGAGAGUCAUGUAUGAGGAAGAGGAAAGGAUCAAGUACGCCUCGGAAGCUCUUCUGUCUUUUAAAAACGGGCUCCCGACAAAAAUAAAAGAAGAACCCAUGGAAGAAGAAUUUGGGCCUGCUUCUCUCGGUCUCCAUCGGAUCGGAGAUGCUCUCCCUCCGAAACCUCAAGGGAAUAUGCCGGCUCUCAAUCGAAGGGGAAUGCCUGCCCGUAUAAGGAAAAAGAAUAAACUAUUUUUUGAUGAUGAAGUGACUCCAGACACAGUUGUUCCAAAGUCGAUGUUGAAGACAACAAGAGUCAAGUCCCCAGGAAAAAGAGGUCGAAAGCCCAAAGAGCCUAAUGAACAACCUCCAGCCAAACUGGAAAGUGGUGAUCGAAAGCUUGGACAAAAAAUCGGCAUGAGGCUAAGAAAUCUGUUAAAACUGCCUAAGGCGCACAAAUGGGUUUGUUACGAAUGGUUCUAUAGCAACAUUGACAGUGCAUUAUUUUCGGGCGACAAUGAUUUCAUGAUUUGUUUAAAAGAAUCUUUCCCUCAAUUAAAAACAAAUAUGCUCACUCGAGUCGAAUGGUGCAUAAUGAGGCGAAUGAUGGGUAAACCUAGGAGAUGUUCACAGGCAUUCUUUGAAGAAGAAAGGCGUGAACUGGACAGAAAGCGUAGUAAAAUUAGACAACUUCAACAAAGAAAACCUACAGAUCUGAACAGUUGUAAAGACUUACCACCUGAAAUACCCCUACAACUUGUCAUAGGAACAAAAGUGACAGCUAGACUGAGAAGUCCUCAGGACGGUUUAUUCACCGGGUCAGUGGACGCCUUCGACACAUCAAAUGACACCUAUAGAAUUACAUUUGAAAGACCCGGUCUUGGAACACACUCAAUACCUGAUUUUGAAGUUCUCUCAAAUGAACCUAUAGAUACCAUAUCAGUCACUUCAAUGGUUCAUGCCCUGAGACCAACGAAACCUCAGAGUAGUGCCCCUGCGGGAAAUGAACAGCCGUACAGCGGGCAAAAUGAUGCAAGGUCAGAUAAUUCACAAAGUGAACGAAACGGCUUUCCAACGUCUGUCUUAGAAAAUAUUGUCAAACUUGGUAAACUGUUAGAAAUCAAAAGAAUCAAAGUAAACAUACUCAGGGAUAUGAAUGUUGAAGCAGAGAGGAAGAAGUGCCAUUCGCAACCCAUACCGGAGGAGUUUGUUAAAAAAUAUGCCUCAAAUAUUGUCGAGUUGGAGCAUGUCAAUACGAUGCUACGAGAUUUACUGAGCUCAGUGCAAAAUCAUUGCCAAGAACUCUUGCCAAACAUGAAUAUGGCUGCAGUCAUGACUCCAAAUUAUCUCAGGAAUCAAAGCUUAGAUGAAGCCAAAGCAAUGGUGAAUCGAUUUAAUCCAACAAUUAGCGAUCCCAUCCUCGAUCUAGUCAUUGAACUCACCGCUUUAAUGAUCCAAGUGAAAAGUUUAUCUGAGAGUGAUAGAAGUAGUUUUGAAGUCGAAGUUUUAUCAACAUCAAUGGAUAUUAUAAAAAAGAAAUUAUCACCUGCUAACAAAACUGUUUUUGAGAGUUGUGUGGAGGUUCAUAUGAGGCAUAUACAGUCCGGUUUAAGCGGAGAAAUAGGUGCUUUUUCUAUGGUCACCCCUAGCAGACCAUGAUAUAUAAAAAUUAAGGAAAGUGUGUAAUUCAGUCAACAAAUUUAUAUGUGUAUAUAUAUACAUAAUUAUUUUAUAUAUUUUGUUUUUGUUAGUUGUGAUAAUUUAUCUACACCAAGAGAAAUUAAAAUUAAUACAAAAAUUUAUAUAUUAUAAAAACUGUACAUAAAAGAAUCAGUGCAGACAAAUUUUCUCUAAUGUAAAUUAAUAUAUAUUUCUUAAAACUGUAAUAUAAUUGUAUACUUUUUCAAACUUGGUUACUCAAAAAAAGAAAAAAAUACAUGCUACAUAUUCUCAAGAAAAUUGUAAGAUUUUUCUUUUGUAGAUUGUUUUCAAUGCUUUGUUUAAUUGUGUACGAGUGGUUUAUUUUUUUAAUGAGUCUUUGUUAGUUUGAGUCUAUUGUUUUUUGAACAAGAUGUAAAGAUCUCUUAAGGCCUGGCAGACCCUGAAGUAUUGGCCUUUUCAAGGAGGCAAGAAAUUUUUUUUUCUCAAGAUAUCUGAGUGUAAGUCAUUUAAUACUUGUUUUUAAAGCAGGGUUCAUCUACAAUCACUGGUAUAAUCAGGGGAGUUGGCUAUGUUGUUGAUUUUGGUAUAAAACCAGCAUAAAUACACACAGGAAGGUUGUAGGUUCCUA
This is a messenger RNA of Cimex lectularius (bed bug), 2906 nucleotides long. RefSeq names its product protein lin-9 homolog. Gene Ontology annotation, cellular component: nucleoplasm; transcription repressor complex. Gene Ontology annotation, molecular function: DNA binding. Lineage: Eukaryota; Metazoa; Arthropoda; Insecta; Hemiptera; Cimicidae. The coding region runs from base 644 to 2275 and encodes 543 amino acids. Gene Ontology annotation, biological process: regulation of transcription by RNA polymerase II; regulation of cell cycle; DNA-templated transcription. The transcript has 13 exons. The record is from RefSeq and is a predicted model, not a curated record.